Meloidogyne enterolobii is the source of this 540-nucleotide messenger RNA. The record is from the annotation of a GenBank genome assembly. Lineage: Eukaryota; Metazoa; Nematoda; Chromadorea; Rhabditida; Meloidogynidae.
AUGAAAAUUGGCUUCCGUCGAUAUUCUUAUAUGUUUUCAAUUGUUGUAAUAAUUGACGUAUUUUACACAUUGGCUAUCAUCUUUUUCACUAUACCCUAUUUUGAAGGAGGUUUUCAACAAUUUUCAGAGUUUAAUAAAACUUUGCCCUACUUUCAAUGCGGAAUGGAUAAUGCAAGUAUUCUUGCAAGUCUCCUAAUAGCUUUUUUCGAGAUUAUUACAUAUUUAUUAAUGAUAAUUUGUACAAUUGAAAUGGUUAAAUACGUCAAUUCACAUUCUGGAUUUGACGAAAAUUUGAAAAUAAUGGUUAAACAAUUAACAAAAACGUUAAUAAUUCUGUCUGUUGUGCCACUCGUAAAACAUGCCGAAAUUAUUAUACUUAUAUUAAUCAUUCAAACAAACAACAAUACGGCAAACAUUAUUCGAUUAUUUUUUUCUCAUUGGUUUCAUUUUACCCCCGUAUUUAACUCAAUUGUUUGCAUAUUAACAAACAAACCAUAUCGAAAUGCUGUUUUUAAGAAUAUAAAAAUAUUUCCACAAUAA